Messenger RNA from Entelurus aequoreus (snake pipefish), 3012 nucleotides. RefSeq names its product Enah/Vasp-like a (gene evla). Lineage: Eukaryota; Metazoa; Chordata; Actinopteri; Syngnathiformes; Syngnathidae. The coding region runs from base 467 to 2437 and encodes 656 amino acids. Gene Ontology annotation, cellular component: cytoskeleton. The record is from RefSeq and is a predicted model, not a curated record. Gene Ontology annotation, molecular function: profilin binding; actin binding; SH3 domain binding. The transcript has 14 exons. Gene Ontology annotation, biological process: protein homotetramerization; positive regulation of actin filament polymerization; actin polymerization or depolymerization.
AGCAUUGAGCCGCCACCGCCUCCUGGCGCCGCAUUACAACAUUGUCCAAUCUCUCCGCCUCGCGCCACGGACAACAAUCGUAAUGGGAAGGGAAAUAUGGCGUGAAGGAGGCGGCCGCUAACUACCGCCGUUAUUCCCCCCAACCCCUUCUUCCACCGAGCUACUAUCCCGUGUGGGAGAAGCGAAGCGAAGGACGAGAAACAACAUGGAUGUAAGGACACGCCGCGGCGCACGUUUAGAGCCGAGACGCCGGAGCACAAAGCGGAUGGGAGAGAAAGCCUAGCUUGAAACACGCCUCAUCAUCUUCCUAUAUCCUCCUUCAAAAUACGUGUUUUCUUUUUUUUUUACCUCCACAUUCAGCUGGCUCCUUCCCUUUUUUAAUUUGAUAUCUAGUUUAGUUCAAUCAUUGGAAUCACGACUAUUAGCCUCCCUAGCAGUGUCGUCGUGUGAAGAAAAAGACGGCAACAUGAGCGAGCAGAGCAUCUGCCAGGCUCGGGCCUCUGUGAUGGUCUACGACGACGCCAGUAAGAAGUGGGUGCCCAUCAAGCCGGGUCAGCAGGGCUUCAGCCGCAUCAACAUCUACCACAACACCGCCAACAACACCUUCAGGGUGGUGGGCGUCAAGCUGCAGGACCAGCAGGUGGUGAUCAACUACUCCAUAGUGAAGGGCCUCAAGUACAAUCAGGCCACGCCAACAUUCCAUCAAUGGCGUGACGCUCGCCAGGUCUAUGGGCUCAACUUUGCCAGCAAGGAGGAGGCCACCACCUUCUCCAACGCCAUGCUGUUUGCUCUCAACGUCCUCAGCUCACCUGACGGUGGCGGUCCAGUUGUCCAGCGCCAAAAUGGACCUUCCUCGGAGGAGAGUGAGGCCCAGAGGAGGAUGAUGGAGCAGCAUCAGAUGCAGGCGCACAAGGAGAGGGAGCGGCGGACGUCAGGAUCAGUCGUUUCCACUCUCCAAUAUAAAGUGUCCGUACCCCCCGCCCACCCCCACCACCCAGACACUCCGCCCGAGUACAGACAGUACAGAUGUAGCACACUGCCCCCGUCCUAUGUCCGUGUGGCCUCUUCCUCCUCCCCUCCCUCCUCCUCCUCCCCUCCCUCUCAAGAGAAGGAGGCGGGGGCGGCGAGGGACAAGGCCCAGCUCUCCUCCCAGCUCUCCACCUCGCUGGCCUCUGCCUUCUCCCCAGUCCAGGGGGGGGUGUCCACCCUGGGCCGGCAGGUCCGUCAGAUCCCCCUGUCUCCUCCCACCACAGCCCGCCACCUACACCAGCAGCAGGACAUCAUGCUGCCCCCCAAACAUGGCACCUGGUCCGCUUCACAUUUGCAGCAAAUGUACGCCCAGUGCCCGCCCUCCGCUUCCCCUCCGGUAAUGAUGGCCAUGCCCGCCAGGCAGGGCUUAGCGCAGCCACAGCCUGUGCUCCCCAUGGCGCACCCCCUCCCGGCCAUGAGCGCUAGGAUGAAGCCCCCGCCACUCGACCCUCAACAGUACCCCCAGCAUCAGCCCCACUCUCACGCCAACGGCCAGUCAGACGACUCCUACUCCCCCCACUCCCACCAGAUUCCGCUCACCCUGCAGUACUGCGAUGCCGUGCCCCCGCCGCCCCUGAUGGGUCAGCCGCCCCCGGGGCUCGCCCCCAAUCACCAGUACCAGUCCACCUUCCACCCUCAGCAACAUCAGCAGCAGGUGUACCACCAGCAAGCCCCUUCCUCACCCCCCUCUUACAAUGAUGGGGGCUCGCCCAAGAAGACCCCCUCCCCUGUCCCCCAGCAGGUCCCCAUGACCAACAGCAGCCCUCCUGUGUCUGCAGGUCACCCCGCCAUGCUGUCCGUGGCGGCGCCCCCGUCCGUAGCACCGGUACCAAUGGCUGGUCCCCCGGCCCCACCGCCGCCUCCAGGUCCGCCGCCCCCGAUGGCGGUGCCCCCGCCCAUGCCCCCUCCGCUGCCUGCAAGCGGCGGGCCUCCGGGGGGCCCUCCUGGCAUGCAGCAUCAGCCCUCGGGGUUGGCGGCAGCUCUGGCUGGGGCCAAACUACGUAAAGUUCAAAGAGACGAGAGCAGUCCACCAGGAUCAGGCAGUAAAAGUGACUCCAACAGAUCUAGUGGAGGUAGUGGUGGUGGUGGAGAGGGUCUGAUGCAGGAGAUGAACGCCUUAUUAGCUCGCAGACGAAAAGCUUCUGAGAAACCUGAUGAAGACGACUCUGGUAGUCGCGGUCAGAACUCAACAGAUGCUUUGAAGAAGCCGUGGGAGAGAUCCAACUCUGCAGAGAAGUCCUCGCUGGUCUCCAGAGUGAGACCUAUUGGCAGCACCAGUGACUCAGACACAGAAUUUGACAGAAUGAAACAGGAAAUUUUGGAUGAAGUUAUACGCGAGUUACAUAAAGUGAAAGAUGAAAUCAUUAACGCCAUCAGACAAGAAAUUGGGCGAAUCAGCACAUCUUAAUCCCGCCUGAGUGACACGUGGGAGGAGUCGAGGGCAAAGACAGGCGCUGACCCCUGCAGGAAUGUCCUCUCAAUGUUUGCGUGACGACGCCUCACGCCGCCGCUGCGUCACACAGACCUUGUGUUGACAUGGGAGUCUGCUGGACAGCCAAGAAGAAGAAGAGGAGGAAGUGAUGAAGAUGACGUUGGGUGUCAGACUCAGUAUGCCCAGUGUUGCCACUUCUUUUCCCUCUUUACUGAAGACAACGCAAUUUUUUAAGUUGGUACUGUUUUAUUUAAAAGUUGUGCGGACGAGGAAGGACAAAAAGAAACGUGUGUUGUUUGCUUCACUUCAUCCCAAACAAGCACAAAAUGGCGCCCUCAUGAUCAAACUGGUGUCAAGCGGCAAAAAAAACAAAAACAUUCUUUCCACUGAAAAUACAUUUUCCACUAAAUCCUAAAUGGGAAUUCAUCAGCUGGAUACGUUUUUUUUUUUUAACAAAAACGUUUGUUUCUCCAUUUUAUGUUUGUGACGCAUGAACCUUCUUAUCAGUUUAUUUAUUUCAAUGACAAAAAGAUGCUGCAUUUGUUCUCCUG